Dufourea novaeangliae is the source of this 3017-nucleotide messenger RNA. Its product is annotated as zinc finger protein 135-like. NCBI's taxonomy places the organism in Eukaryota, Metazoa, Arthropoda, Insecta, Hymenoptera, Halictidae. Gene Ontology annotation, molecular function: RNA polymerase II cis-regulatory region sequence-specific DNA binding; DNA-binding transcription factor activity, RNA polymerase II-specific. The record is from RefSeq and is a predicted model, not a curated record. The coding region runs from base 141 to 2495 and encodes 784 amino acids. Gene Ontology annotation, biological process: DNA integration; regulation of transcription by RNA polymerase II. Gene Ontology annotation, cellular component: nucleus. The transcript is spliced from 2 exons.
UACCUCUGAAGAAAUAUAUAUUUACAUGUUGAGUCAAAAAAUAGAUCAAAUAGAGUUAUAAUAUACAUAUUAAUGGUUCUAUUGUCCUGAAAUGACUGUAUAAAAUCCUAAACUGUCUAGAUCAUUAUAGCAUUGAAAAAAUGAAUUCUAAUUGUGAUAUUAUGAACCAGAGACUGCAUCAUAGAGGACAAAUCGAUGUCAUAGAUAUGCCAGUGAAAUUAAAUAGCAGUUACAAGUAUUUCUUUGUCUAUGAAGAUCAGAUAUCUAAAUUUGUUGUGCUACAAAGUUUGCAUGAGAAUACAGCAAGGGCAGUUGCAACAAAACUUUUAGAUAUAUUGGUAAUUAUUGGAGCACCACAGGUCUUACAGAGCAAUAAUGGACGUAAAUUCGCAGAGCAAGUUGUACGCGAAAUACGCUUUUUGUGGAAAGAUUUUGUUAUACUACAUGGAGAAAUCUCUCAGAACAAAGAGAACAGCAGAGAUUUUAAGAACUUGCUUGAAUGUUGGGCACAGAAAAACCCUACAAGAACAUGGUGGGAAGCUUUGAAACAAGUACAGAUUUUUCAAAAUUCCACAUUUCAAUGUGAAAAUGGAAGGAUUCCUUAUGAUAUACUAUUUGGAAAAAACGUGCAUGAAGAAUUUCAAGAAAGAAUUACUGCAAUGGAUAUGAUAGAAAAUGUAUGGACAGAAGAAGAGUGGAUUAAUCUGACAUGUAAUACAAGUAUUAAUAUUGAAAUGGAAGAGACUGAAAAGUUCACUGAAUGUUCAGACCUCCAAGAAAUCAUAGAUCUGGAUAGUUCAAGCGACUGUGACAGUGAUUCUAAUAGGGAGGUCACAACUGAGUCUCGAGGGGAUCCUCUCAAUUUUAAUUUUGUUAAUGUUACAAGCGCACCAAUAAAUAUGCAUACAGAGUUUGAAGAUGAAUCGGCAAUGGAUGAAAAAACGAGCUCGGUUUCUGAAAAUCAAUAUUUGAAAUGCAGUAUCUGUCAGAAGCAGUACAUCAAAUUUGGUCACUUGAAGAACCACAUGAAAUCACAUACCAAAGGUAAAAAAUUUGAAUGCAAUUUAUGUGACAAGACUUUUCAAUUUUUAAGUUUAUACGAAAAACACGUGCGACAAUCUCAUAAACAUAUUAAGUUACCUACUUUGAGUAGAACGAGACGAGGUAAAAUACAAGAGGAAACAAUAUCGGAAGCGACGCCAGAACAAUUAAAUACCUCUUCGGAUGUAAAUUUAGAUGAAAAGAAAUCUAAUAUUACGGACGAAAGUCCUAAAGCAUCGAAACGUUUGUCUUUUCUUAAGGAAAGGAAAAAGAUUGCCUCCGAGAAAGUAGAUAACGGCGACUCAUCGUUGGAAUGUACAUACUGCAAACAAAAAUUCAGCUUCCCUAGUGUAUUGAAAAGGCAUAUGCGAUCUCACACGAACGAGAGACCGUACGUCUGCGAAAUUUGCAGUAAAAGCUUUAAGCAAUUAGGGCAUCUCAGUCAGCAUACAUUAACGCACACGGAUUACCGUUCUUUCCGUUGCGCGGUGUGCGGGACAAAGUUCGACUCUCUGAGCGCAUUGAAGGCACACACUCAGACGCACAAAGAGGAUUAUAUCUCGAAACCGAAAGAGUCCUUCCGUCUAUUCGAAUGCGAUAAUUGUAAAAAGGUGUUCACUACUAAAAGUGUGUUAGAGCGACAUAUACUUACUCAUUCUCACGAGCGUCAGUUUGCCUGUGCCGUAUGUGGGAAAAGAUUUAAACAGGCAGGACACGUGAAGUCCCAUAUGCUGGUUCACACUGGUGAACGGAAGUUCGAGUGCACAGUUUGUAGUAAGAGAUUUAGUCUUUCGAACUCGUUGAAGAAACACAUGUAUGUGCAUAACGGGGAGAAGCCGUAUCAGUGCGACGUCUGCGGCGCGCGAUUCCUUGAAAAGAGGAACCUGAAUGGCCACCUAAUGACCCAUACGAACGAGCGUCCGUUCCGCUGUAAAAUUUGUGGAAAACGGUACACAUUGGCGGACACUUUGCGUCGUCACAUUAGCGCCGCCCACGAGGAUGGGCGUACGUACCAAUGUGAGAUCUGUGCGAAAAUGUUCAAGCAAUUGGCUCAUCUCUCCGUUCACAAGAAAGUCCACAAUGACGAAAGGCCGUUCCAAUGUCACUUGUGCGAGAAAAACUUCAAACACAAGAAUGUUCUCAAGUCUCAUUUAGCUAUUCACGCGAAUGUAAGGCCGUUUGAAUGCGACGUCUGCAAGGCUACCUUCGUAAGAAAGACCAAUCUACAGACGCACAUUACAUCCGCUCAUAUGAACGAGAGACCGUAUGUCUGUAGCAUUUGUGGAAAACGGUUCAAACAAAUUAGUCAUCUGAAUGGUCACGUAGUGGUGCAUAGCAAUUUAAUGCCUUAUCAGUGCGAUUACUGUGAUCGACGGUGUAACAGGCUUGACAAUUUAAAGAAACAUAUGCGUCUUCAUACGAAAAACAAAGAAGUAUCAAUUUUAGGCGAAUGAUCCCUCGUAAUCGUUUUGUAGAAGGCAGAAUUUUUGCGACUGUUUCGAUGUAAAAUAUUCAUUUUAAGAAUUUAAAUCUCGAAUAUUCAAACCCGUGUGUAUUAGUAAUUAAGAUCUCUGGAUGUCAGAAGUUGCUGUCUUCGGUCGCCAAGCAUUGUAAUUUGUAUCAACCCAUAAUAGAUUUAAUUUAACAAAUUCUGUACCUUCUACUAUUUAGGGAUAGUAAUUACAAUUAUAGACUAUGAAUAUUUUUAUAUAUCGAGUAAAAUUUCGCAACAUAUAUACAGCGAAAACGUUGUACUAUAUUGCCCCUGUAUUUUUACUAAUACAUAACUCCUAUUUGUUUGUAAGACUUCAUAUAUUCUGAAAACGAUAGAUAUCAGCAUGCUGUAUAAUUGUACAAAUACUAUAGGUAAUAACUUUUUAAUUGACAUGAAGAUUGUAUGACGCGUACGUAUACAAGUAUGGAUAUCGAUAUGUAUUCGAAUGAUUCAACAUGGUAUUGUUUUUUAAAUAAAUAUU